ACUUUCAAUUUUCAGUUUCGCCUCGCUUUCUCCACCGGCCCUGGAUUCCACCGUCCGUCGACGGCGACAUCUACGAUGGUGAAUCAGCCUCCGAUCAACGACGACCGAUUCACCGACGCCGAACGCCAAAACGACGCCGGAGCAACAUUCGUCCUCCAAUCCAAAGGGGAAUGGUGGCAUGCCGGUUUCCAUUUAACGACGGCGAUUGUCGGACCGACGAUUCUAACGCUGCCGUACGCGUUCAGAGGAUUAGGUUGGGGAUUAGGGUUUUUCUGCUUGACGAUCAUGGCGGUUGUGACUUUCUAUUCGUACUUCCUCAUGUCUAAGGUUCUGGAUCACUGCGAGAAAGCCGGGCGCCGCCACAUCCGAUUCCGGGAACUCGCCGCCGACGUGUUAGGAUCUGGAUGGAUGUUUUACUUUGUAAUAUUUAUUCAAACGGCGAUCAAUACUGGAGUUGGAAUUGGAGCAAUUUUACUUGCGGGUCAAUGCCUUGAGAUAAUAUAUACGAGCCUUAAUCCAAAUGGAUCGAUGAAACUAUACGAGUUCAUAGCAAUAGUAACAGGGGUGAUGAUCGUUCUAUCUCAGCUUCCAAGCUUCCACUCUCUUAGACAUGUGAAUCUGGGUUCUCUCAUUCUCAGUUUGGGCUACACUUUUCUUGUUGUCGCUGCUUGUAUCAUUGCAGGAAGAAGUAAAGAAGCUCCAACAAGGGAAUAUACAUUAGAAUCAUCACCAAAAGCAAGGGUGUUCAGUGCUUUCACAUCCAUUUCGAUUUUAGCAGCUAUUUUUGGGAAUGGAAUCCUGCCUGAAAUCCAAGCAACUCUGGCAGCUCCAGCAAGUGGGAAGAUGGUGAAAGGGUUAAUAAUGUGUUAUGGUGUGAUAUUUGUAAGCUUCUACGCAAUCGGUGGGUCAGGAUAUUGGGUGUUUGGAAAUAAGGCAACGUCUAAUAUACUGCAGAGUUUGAUGCCGGACAAGGGGCCUUCAUUGGCUCCUACUUGGAUUCUGGGCCUUGCUGUCAUCUUUGUUCUUCUUCAACUCCUCGCCAUUGCUCUGGUGUAUUCACAAGUGGCAUACGAGAUAAUGGAGAAGCAAUCAGCAGAUGUAAAGAAAGGAAUGUUCUCCAAAAGAAACCUAAUUCCAAGGCUCAUUCUUCGUACAUUAUACAUGAUCAUGUGUGGCUUUUUUGCUGCAAUGCUUCCUUUCUUUGGUGACAUCAGUGCUGUGGUUGGUGCUAUUGGUUUCAUUCCUCUUGAUUUCAUCCUGCCAAUGCUUCUUUACAACAUCACCCACAACCCUCCUAAAUCUUCCCUCACCUAUUCCACCAAUCUCAUCAUCAUCGUCGUCUUCUCCGGAGUCGGUCUCAUGGGUGCUUUCUCUUCUAUUAGAAAGCUCAUUCUCGAUGCCCAACAGUUCAAGCUCUUUAGCAAUGACGUCGUCGAUUGAAACAUCUGCGUCUAAGGUAUAUAUGACAACAUAUUAUUAUUGUCAUUGUUUUGAUCAAACUAGGUGUAUCUUUACCACCCUUGAAAUAGGGUGGGGAUUUUUACUACUCUACGAGGAGAUGAAAUUUGAUUGUAUCUAAAGUACCAAAGGGAGCAUUUGAUGAUGUGUUGUUGUAUAAGGAAAGGGGUAAGAAAGUUAAAAUUAUGAGGAGUUAUAUCAUUACUGUGGUAAUUGAAAAAGAAGGAUAAUGUAGGUGGCAAAAUUUAGUGGGUACAGUAAAAAGCACAUAUCUUGUUUACCAAGUGGGUGAAAGGGAAUGAUGUCCAUAUAGAGAAUAAUUGUAAAUUAGAAUUCUUUUU
Molecule: messenger RNA, 1799 nt
Organism: Benincasa hispida (wax gourd)
Lineage: Eukaryota; Viridiplantae; Streptophyta; Magnoliopsida; Cucurbitales; Cucurbitaceae
Product: putative GABA transporter 2
Source: RefSeq, a predicted model, not a curated record